Plasmodium relictum is the source of this 816-nucleotide messenger RNA. Its product is annotated as 50S ribosomal protein L10, putative. Gene Ontology annotation, cellular component: large ribosomal subunit. The transcript has a single exon. Bases 1 to 816 code for a protein of 271 amino acids. Gene Ontology annotation, molecular function: structural constituent of ribosome. NCBI's taxonomy places the organism in Eukaryota, Apicomplexa, Aconoidasida, Haemosporida, Plasmodiidae. Gene Ontology annotation, biological process: translation. The record is from RefSeq and is a predicted model, not a curated record.
AUGUUUAUAAAAAAAAUAAAUGCUAAAUAUUUCUUAUUUUCAUUAUUAUUGUAUUUUAUUUAUAUUAAAUAUACUGAUUAUUCAAAAAAUUUUGAAAAAUAUAACAUAUAUAAAAACUCUAUAGUUAUAUCAGCAUCUCCAAUAAAAAAGAGAGUUACGUUCUUAAGAAGAAAAGGAAUUACUUGUUUCUUAAAAAGUGUUUUUAUUAAAAAUUCAAUUGAAAAAAAAAAAAUAUAUAAAAAUAUAAAGUUUUCUUUAAAAAGUAGAAAAUGUGAUGGAUACAGAAAUACGAGAGAAGGAAAAGAAGAAACUAUCAGGAAAAUUAGGAGAAUUUUAAAAGUGACAAAAUUAUUAAUUCAAUUAAACAGUUUUAAAUUAACACCGAAUUUAAGAAUGGAUUUACUAAUAAACAUGCCUAGACCUCAUGUACGUAUGCAUAUGGUUAAAAACACAUUAAUGAAAAUUUCAGUAAAGAAUACCCCAUUUGAAGCUAUCACCCCAUAUUUAAAAGAAAGUAACGUUUAUUUGUUUAUAAUGAAUGAAAAUUAUAUAUCGUUUACUCUUUAUAAAAAUAAAAUAUUUGGUUCUAUGUAUAAAGAAUAUAAACUUAAUAACUUCAUAAAAUUAUCAGUCUACGAAAAUACAGUUUUAGAUAAAAAAGAAACAGAAGAUCUAGUAAAUUUAAAAUCAUACAAUGUAUAUUUUGGUCAUAUUAUUAAUAAAAUUAAUAAAAUAAUAACAAAUAUACCUAAUUCUAUUUUGCAAAUUCCUUCUUCUAUAGCUAGAGGAAUAUAUUUAAAUUCUCAAAAAAAAUAA